CUUCGCCAGUCACUCCCUUGCCAUAUUGACGGUUCCUGACGCCUUCCGCUCCUUCCCAUACUCGACGUACCUCCUGCUUGCGAAAUCUGACCCCUUAUUUCUCUCCGCGAAUUUACUACCGAGUACCCCUCCAGCCGCACCGCAAGUCUACCAACACACUCAAAUGAGCAAACGAGCCUCUCGUUCCAAGAACCGCGGCUCUGUACUACGCGAGCAGAGCUCCACCGACGCGCUGCAGGAGAAGAAAGGAAACGGACAUGCGAAUACAAGCGCGACUAUGAACGGCGUCAUGUUGGAGCAUCGGCGCAGACAUGCUUCUAUCGACAGUACAUCGCCGUCGAGUCAGGCUGCGUCGCUGAUGGGCAGCUCUUCCUUUACCCUGGACGACGAAGUACCCUCUCUGGGCCAAGAAGAGGAGGGCCCGUCGAAAGGCUUCUUCGAGCUGUCCAAAAAGGACCAGAGCAAUUUUCUGCUGCUUGUGUUGCUGUACUUUCUCCAGGGAAUCCCCAUGGGGCUGGCGCAUGGCUCGGUGCCCUUUUUGCUCAAGAACAACGUCUCGUACUCUGCCAUUGGAGUCUUCUCGCUCGCGGCAUAUCCGUACUCCCUCAAGCUUCUCUGGAGCCCCAUCGUGGACGCUUGGUGGUCGCCCAAGGUGGGCCGUCGGAAGAGCUGGAUCUUGCCCAUUCAGACCAUCUCUGGGUUUUCGAUGAUAUGGUUGGGCAGGAAUAUCAAUAGGAUGAUGAAGGAGGCGGGCGAGGUCGAUGGUGCUGUUUGGACUUUUACUUGGUGGUGGUUUGCGUUGGUGUUCCUGUGCGCUACGCAGGACAUCGCUGUAGAUGGCUGGGCUCUCACACUGCUUUCAAAGGAGAAUCUCGCAUACGCUUCGACAGCUCAGACCGUAGGCCUUACAGCCGGCCAGUUCCUCUCCUAUACAGUCUUCCUAGCCUUCAACUCGAAGGACUUUGCAAACAAAUGGUUCCGCCCACUGAACGCCCCGAGUGAGAGCGGCCUCAUGGAACUCGACGGCUAUCUGACCUUCUGGGGCUGGGCAUACCUUGUCGUCACUCUUGGGCUGGCAGUCAUGAAACGGGAGGACCGCGACAAGAAUGGCGACGGCAUCAAGGAGGUCUAUCAGUCGAUGUGGGGUAUCCUCAAGUUGAAGAACAUCCAGAGCUUCAUCAUCAUCCACCUCAUCGCCAAGAUUGGCUUCCAGGCAAACGAUGCGGUUACUAGCCUAAAGUUGCUUGACAAGGGUCUGAGGCAAGAGCAAUUGUCUCUGGUCAUCCUCAUUGAUUUCCCCGUCGAAGUCUUCCUGGGCUACUACAUUGGGAAAUGGUGCCAAUCCUACCCACCCAUGCACAUCUGGUGCUGGUCGUUCAUCGGACGCCUGGUCGCUGCGGGCUUCGCACAGUUCGUUGUCUCUGUAUUCCCGGCUGGAGGCGCGACGUCUAGUUUCCUGUUGCUGGUGAUUGCCGAGCACGUCCUGUCGACAUUCAUGAACACGGUCAUGUUCGUUGCGGUUAGUGCGUUCCAUGCGAAGAUUUCCGAUCCGCUUAUUGGGGGAACGUACAUGACGCUUCUUGCUACUGUCUCAAAUCUCGGCGGCACAUUCCCGCGCUACUUUGUCCUCAAAGCCGUCGACAUCUUCACAUCCGCUACCUGUCAGCCUCCGGCGACUCCGCUGAAGGCUGAGCUUCUGAAAGGUCCUCUUGUGACUCAACCGUUCUCCUGCUCUUUUGAAGCAGACAAACAUCGAUGCCGCGACGGUGGAGGCAUGUGUAACGUCACUACAGAUGGCUAUUACAUUGUGAAUAUUCUGUGUAUAAUAGUUGGAGUUUUGACCUUCUGGGGCUUCAUCAAACCAGCGGUCAUGAGGAUCCAGGCGUUGCCGUUGAAGGCGUGGCGGUUGGCUGGGUGAAAAGAUACGCUUGGAGGACAUGGUCUAGAAGCUAGACAUUACGCAUUACACAAAUUUUACACACCUACACAGAAUAGUGUGCCACCUCCGAGACUCGGUAUGGACCAUGUGUCACCGCCCUGGGCUUAGAACAGUCCAUGUUGUCAUCUGCAGCUUUGAUUGCUGAUCAUGCCAGCCGUCAGCACGCUCUCCGACACCGAAGCCUCCUCAUGACUCAAUUUGCCAUCCAUGUCGAGAAAUCUCUGUCCCAUGGUGUGCUCAUUGAUCAAGUUAGACCACACACCCCGAUGACGGUGUAUCUCCACCGCCAAGCUGCACGUCCACCGCGCGCUUCCUCGUGACCAGGCGUCUCAGUCGGCCAAUAGCGGCAGUGGGUCGGCCUUGGCAAGCCUCUUGGUCUCAAAGAGCGCAGGUGGCAUGCAGGUACACGCU
Molecule: messenger RNA, 2350 nt
Organism: Cucurbitaria berberidis CBS 394.84
Lineage: Eukaryota; Fungi; Ascomycota; Dothideomycetes; Pleosporales; Cucurbitariaceae
Exons: 3
Coding region: 164-1918 (584 amino acids)
Cellular component (GO): membrane
Molecular function (GO): acetyl-CoA transmembrane transporter activity
Source: RefSeq, a predicted model, not a curated record